This is a messenger RNA of Pyricularia oryzae 70-15, 711 nucleotides long. RefSeq lists its product as uncharacterized. The record is from RefSeq and is a predicted model, not a curated record. NCBI's taxonomy places the organism in Eukaryota, Fungi, Ascomycota, Sordariomycetes, Magnaporthales, Pyriculariaceae. The coding region runs from base 1 to 711 and encodes 236 amino acids. The transcript has a single exon.
AUGAACACCCAUUCGAAUUAUUCCAGCGGCUCUGGCGGUGUGGACACCAACAUCUACUCGCCCAUCUUGGCCGACAAGCAGCUCGACGAAGAAGGCCUGAGGUCAAAAGAAGCCACUUAUGCCUCAGACACGCACCGGAGGCCCCGGCUAUGGUCAAUCACAUGCGUGUCUUCAUUCCUCAUGGGCGCCAUCGUCGCAGCCUCCAUCCUCGUCACUCUCGCAGCCAUGGAUGUCGGAACCACUGCCGUCCAGCUGCUGCGAGGCCCCAAGCAAGUUGUCUGCCACUGCGGCGUCACCGCCGCCGACGGCAUGGCUCAAGGAUGCGUCUUCGACGAGCUGGAGCUGGGCUGGAUGCGUCCGGAGUGUGUCGACUCGGAGCUGACCCGAGAGUUCUCGCGAGCCGGGCCCAGAGAGGACGGAGGGUGGCACUACGAGACCGAAAUAGACGGCGUCGUAACAGCCGUCAACGUCAGCACUCUGUCGACUCGGGUAGAGCCCGGGAGGGUGAUCAGGUUCACGUACGAGCAGCACGUGCAGCAUUGUAUCUUUGAGUGGAGAAAGCAGCAUCGGGCAGCGUUUCUGGGCACGACGCUGUCGCUAAGGAGGAACUACGAGGAUCAUAUCAAGCACUGCGGCAAGAUGCUUUUGAUGAAGGCUGGGAUGAAUGAGACUAGAACGCGCCUGGUGUAUCCAAGCCAAAUAGCCGGCUAG